Molecule: messenger RNA, 726 nt
Organism: Ornithodoros turicata
Lineage: Eukaryota; Metazoa; Arthropoda; Arachnida; Ixodida; Argasidae
Exons: 4
Coding region: 1-726 (241 amino acids)
Source: RefSeq, a predicted model, not a curated record
AUGGAAACAGAAGGAGUGGUUCGCAGCCUAGAGCACAGCAAGCAGGGCCUUGUGGUUGCCAGCCUCACAACUGAUCGCCAUCCUUCGAUAAAGAAGCACAUGAGGACUGAAGAACCUGCUGUCAAGAAGAAGCUCUCUGGAGCCAGUAAGAGUAGCACUUGCAAACAACUAUCCUCGUGGGUCCAGCCUGCUUCUAACCACCUCUACUGGUGUGCACAUGCCAGUAAAGGUGAUGGUGACCUCCUUGUGGACAUUUGGAAAACCAUGGUAAACCAUGCUGCCAACAUUCAUGAGGGCCACAAUGGGAUGUUGACAAGGUGCCUUCACAAGCCACUGGACAACAGGUCUUGGCUCCGCAAAGGAUCUCCAGUACACAAAAGGCUUGAAGAAAUCGCCACAGCCCCACUGCUGACACGGGACAUCAAGCAGUUGUCUCCACACGCCCAGACCUUUGCCUUGGAGUCAUUCCACAAUGUCAUUAACCAGUUCGCUCCCAAGUCUCUGGCGUUUUCUUACUUCGGAAUGCAAGCUAGGACAUACAUUGUCAUCCUGCACUUCAAUGAAAACUCCUCACGUUUGCAAGCUACUACAAAGGAUGGACGACUGCAGUGGAAACUGAAAGCACUAAAGGCGAAGGCUGAAGAAAUGAUUGCAAGCCCUGUAAUGACGCAGGCGACAUUUGGUGAGCAGUUCAAUGAAUGCGGACCAUGUGGUGUUGCUCUUUAG